CCUCUUGUUCAGAUUAGAAUGCCGCAUGCGUGCGCGCUUGUGUUUACGGAAGCGUGCUACUGGAAAGUGUGCGGAUUAUUGAGAAAAUAAAGAAAAGAAAGGAAAUAGGAAAUCGAAGAAAAAAAAAAAUGCCUUCCGAAAAUAAAUCUCUAUCAAUAACGAUUGAGUUUGGAGGUGGAGCCGAAUCGUUGUUCGAUAAGAAGAAAAAACACGAGGUUAACUUACCUGCUGGCGAAUGGAAAUUGAAACGUUUAUUACAUUGGAUAAAAGAUAACCUCUUGAAGGAACGACUGGAACUAUUUAUGCAAGAGGAUACCGUACGACCAGGAAUUCUUGUUCUUGUAAACGACACUGAUUGGGAAUUAUUGGAGCACCAUGGCAAAUUGGAAAGAGCUUCUCUCCUGCAUCCUGCGUCGUACUCCUGCUUUCCAUCGUGAGUUACGAGAGCGAGAAGGAGGGUUUGGGUUAGCACAAUGCACGAGAUUUCGUUCGGUCCAUCGGGAGUCUCGACGCAUCCCUAUAGGCAGCUAUUAGGGCGUGGGUCGCGAGUCUUUCGAGGAGAGAUUCCCACUGGAUGAAUCGACUGGAUGCUUCGACAGGAUGGCCCAGAGGAUUGUGG
This is a messenger RNA of Vespa mandarinia (Asian giant hornet), 619 nucleotides long. RefSeq names its product Ubiquitin-related modifier 1 (gene Urm1). NCBI's taxonomy places the organism in Eukaryota, Metazoa, Arthropoda, Insecta, Hymenoptera, Vespidae. Gene Ontology annotation, biological process: tRNA thio-modification. Gene Ontology annotation, cellular component: cytoplasm. The record is from RefSeq and is a predicted model, not a curated record.